Molecule: messenger RNA, 1059 nt
Organism: Fusarium pseudograminearum CS3096
Lineage: Eukaryota; Fungi; Ascomycota; Sordariomycetes; Hypocreales; Nectriaceae
Exons: 1
Coding region: 1-1059 (352 amino acids)
Biological process (GO): mRNA splicing, via spliceosome
Cellular component (GO): spliceosomal complex
Source: RefSeq, a predicted model, not a curated record
AUGUCAGAACAAAACAAACCAGCAGCACCACGGAUAGCAAUCAAAUUCGGUGCUCCUUCGAAUAACAGCAAUUCAAAAAAGCUCGCAAGACCACAUCCGCCAUCGUCACUAGGAAAGAGACCGCGACCACAAGCUCUAGGAGGAGCAUCUGAUUCCGAAGACGACCAAGAUGACCACCGUGGACGACAUGAAAAUAUUACUGGCUUCGGUGCCGAGGGCGCAGAAACAGAGCGCAAAGCGAAGGACCCAAGGACAGAGAAAAAGGACUACGUGAUUGCUCGACAAGCCAAUCGCGACUGGAGAUCAGAGGCCAAAGCGCAGAGAAAGGGAAAGAAUCUGCUUCCCGAGGAGGCCAGGGCUCAACAGGCCGGAACAACAGUCGAAACAGAACCUGCAGACCAGGAUAAGGGUCUGAAAUGGGGUCUGACAAUCAAGGAGAAGACCGAGGACGACAAACAGGAUGCCGAUCGGGACCGCAAGGACGAAAGGGCCCCCAGCCAGGGCGAUAACGAUAAGAAACUACCUCCCAAACGAUCAGCAGACGAUGAAGCGAUAGAUGCGCUAUUAGGGAAGAAGGAGGAAGAGGAAAAGGUUAUCCAUCCAACCGAAGAGGACGCCUACCAACGCGACAUCCAAGAUGCCGGCGAAGCGUCUACUCUGGACGACUAUGAAGCCAUGCCUGUAGAGGAGUUUGGCGCAGCUCUCCUGCGAGGUAUGGGUUGGGAUGGUAAACCUCGCGGCACAGUAAAAGAAGUCAAGCGACGUCCAAACCGGCUCGGACUUGGUGCCAAGGAACUCAAAGGAGAGGAGGAUCUUGGCGGAUGGAAUCAGAAUGGGAAAAAGAACAGGCGACCACGCCUAGACGAGUACCGCCGAGAAGAGAGUAAACGAAAGGAAGGUCGUCGACAUGAAGACAGUUACAAGCGCGAGCGUGAGCGGGAAAGGGAUCGAGACAGUAGGCAUGGGCAUCGCGACCGUGACCGUGACCGUGAUCGAGACCGCGAAAGAAACAGAGACGACAGACACCGAAGCCAUCGAGAUCAUGAUCGACGACGUUGA